This is a messenger RNA of Symbiodinium necroappetens, 4113 nucleotides long. NCBI's taxonomy places the organism in Eukaryota, Dinophyceae, Suessiales, Symbiodiniaceae. The record is from the annotation of a GenBank genome assembly.
AUGGGGCGUGACAUUUCUUUCGGGGCCAAAGAGCUUCGUGUCAGGAAGCUUCCAAAGCAGAAGGUCCUGCAAUGUAUGAUAUUUUGUGUCGCACGCCACCGCACCUACUGGUUGGCAGGUCAUAUUGAACAUCGCAGCAGCAGCCAGAACUGGCAGGUGCGACAUUUCUUCCGUGGUUACAACUUCACAGAAGAGGUUGCAGACCGUUUCUUCGAGUACUUGGACAAGGAGAAGAGGGGCAUGCUUGACUAUGCGAAGUUUGUGAACUUCAUUCGGCCGUUCCUGGAGGGCGCGAUCAACGGCACACCCUUGACUGCGCGAGAUCUCACCAGCUGCCGCGGCGCGCCAGAUUCGGUCCUGGAGGACAUGCUGGAGGCUUUUGCAACGGAAUUCACAAAGGUUUUGAACCGGUUGGAAGUGCCAUUCGAGAUGACUGGCUCGCACAAGAAGCGUGCACCAUGCGGGCCAAAGCCCACAGCUUUGCGUCCAGUCCGUGCCCGAAAGCUCCGGGGUCCGAAUGCGGAGGAGGAGCGUGCGAAGACGUUCGUCCAGGACCUGAUCGACGGCGCGUUGGCAGAGGAAGUGGAUGUUGCCGGCGAAGACGUGACGUACUGCGACGAGUCGGAUGAGGACACCGAGGACGAGGUCGUCAGCCUCUCGGCUCCGAGCGAUGACGAAGAGGAUGAGGAGGAUGAGAGUUUAGGCUUGGCCAGUGUGGUGGCACAGCGUGUCUUCCAUGAAGCCUUCCUCCCGGACAUGCAGAUGCAGGAUUCUGCGGAGGAUGUUGAUGACGAUUUCGAGGACGAGUUUGUGGAAGUGGAAGAGGUCGGCGACGAGUUUGUCAUGCAGCAGGGCAUGGAGCACCUCUGUGCAAAGCUUGGCGGGGAAUUGCUCAGCACCACCGUCGAGGCUGCGUGCAGAGGCACGCUUCAUGAGACCCUGGCUGAGGGUCGGAAGAAGCCUGAGAUUGACAUCCAAGCCAUCGAAGCCCUUGGCCAGCAGGCCCGGCCCACGCUGGUUCGUGCUGCCCAAGACGGCAGUCUUGGGAAGGCGCUUCAGGAAGCUCAGGUGGAAACUCUCCGAGUUGAGACUCGAGACUGUCUGUUGGCAGCUGCCCGGGAUGGCCGCCUUGCUGCUGCCUUGCAGCGUAAGAUGGCCACGGAGGACAGCGAAGAGGUCAGUGAGCAGGCCACGGCCAACACACCAGUGGAUGUGCCCCGAAAGCCUGAACCGCUUGAACAAGAUGUCAAGGAGAAGCCAACCAGCACUCAUGCCAUGCCAGAUUUGCCGUUCUACUUGUGCCCCUCCGUUGGGACGUGGCUCAAUCCCUUGGCGUUCCCGGUCCAAGUGCCCACAAAGCCUGAACCGGUUGAACAAGAUGUCAAGGAGAAGCCGGCCAGUACUCAUGCCAUGCCGGAUCUGCCGUUCUACUUGUGCCCCUCCGUUGGGACGUGGCUCAAUCCUUUGGCGUUCCCGGUCCAAGUGCCUACAAAGCCUGAACCGGUUGAACAACUUAGCAUGGGUGCGAUGCCAGAUCUUCGGGCGGCAUGCCGCGCAAAGCGACGCAUCAUCGGAGCUGUUGUUCGUGUGCCAGCAGAGUCCGUGCCAGAGGAUUCCACAACAUCUGCCACUUCAUUCAAGUUCAAUCGUCCUUGGGUGAUGGCCGGCUCUCCAGCAGCAGGCCUGCGUUUCAAGGGGCCCACCCGGAAGGAGCCCGAUGCGAGUCGAGAGGGUCCAGGAAAGUCCAGCAUCGCGGCCAUGUUUGAAGCCAUGGGCAGUACCGAACUCUACCGCACAGACGAGAAGUUCCCGGACGGCAAGCUGAACAUGCCUGGCAUGUUGAAAUCAGCGUCUGCUGGUUCUGUGUCGGCAUUUGCCUUGGACCUGGGCACCACAGUGAGCUCACAGAAACUCCUCGCCACGCCCUUAACAGCUGCUCGCUGCUCGUCAGUUGGUGCUUUGCGCUCCCUAAAGGCAGAAAAGGCAGUGAAGCAUGGCGGCACGCUUCCUUUCCUUCAAAAGUCUGGCAACCGUCUUCCACACGUAACGUCGAAGAAGAUGCAGGCGUGGUGCUCCGCUACACCCACGAUGGACGGCGUGUUUCCGGGUGCCGGAUACACUUGUCAUGCGCAAAAAGACGGCGGCCCUAGUGUACGAAAUGGUCCGCAGGUCACCGACGAGCGCCAGGACCGGUUGCACGAGUUCGACGGAAAGUUUCAGGAGUCGCUGCGCAUCCUCACCAGCAAGGCACUGGAUCGAUUUGGCAGCCUUGCAAACGCCUUUCGCUUCGUGGACCUGGACAGAAACUGCAACAUGACCAGGAACGAAACGGAAUACCUCUUCCGCCUUUGCAACUUGCCAGCCGAAUUGGCUGUGAAGUUCCACGAUGCAGUCGACACGAACGGGUCGGGCGAGAUCUCACUGCAGGAGUUUCACGCUGCCCUGGCGCCUUAUCUCAGUGAUGAGGACCAGAAGCGGCAGCAGCUCAAGAAAAAGAAGAGAUCCUCUCUGUCUGUUCGUUUCACAUACCUCCAGUGCCCUGAAUCCAUGGCCGGCGUCGUAAACAGUUGCCGCCGCGCUUUGCAUGGUGACCCGGUGCCGCCCCUGCCGGCGCAGCAGGUGAUUCAUCUCGGCGGGGCCUCGUCGCCGGGUUCUCGCAUGCGCACCGUCCCUCAGGAAAGUCCUGGGAUUCUAGGUUGCCGCCCUGCCGCUCGGGCUCCGCAGCAGACUCGUGGGGUUCAAAUUGCUGCUCCUUUGGUUUUUCCGGGCCGGUGCUCCACGAGUUCGAGCAUCGAGAUGCUGGCGAUCUCUGCAGUGCAGCUGCCGCCCCAAUGGAUGGAGAAGCGGGAUUCUGUUACCUUCUUCGCCGUGGACGUGAUCUCAGAGAGUGGCGCUUCCUGGAGGGUCAUGCGACGGUACACCGACUUCCUGGAGCUCAAGGACCAGCUUGGCCAUGUCAGCUCCUCCUUCCCGGCAGCACGCUUCCCCAAGAAGCAUUGCUUUAGCUGCGAGGGACAGAAGCUGGAGGCGCGACGAGAGGCUUUGGAGCUCUGGCUGCGCCGUGCCACGGAGCACCCGCGCAGCAGCGCCGAGUGGCUGGGACCUCUUCGUCGUUUCCUGGAGUCCGGCCGAAAGUUCAUUACCACAGAAUCAAGCGCAUCGGCACCUGCGGCCAACAACGAUCAGAUGGAGGACGACACAUUGUUGGAGGUACUGGUGCCGCCCGGUGUUCGAGGAGGCCAGCUUCUCACUGUCUCGAUGCCAGAUGGAAAUAUGAAAACCAUCACCUUGCCCAAGGACGCCGUGUGUGGCUCGCAGCUGAACUUUCGCUACAGCUACUCAAGACGAACUCUUUCACCGGCCGACUACCUGCUGAAGCCCUACACUCCCGAGCAUGCCGAUGAGGACCUGAGAUCUGCAAGCAAACGAGCGGCAAGCAAGGAGUGGAACAAACACGUGGACUUUGAGCUCAGGAACGAGCUGAGAAGGCUCAUGCAGGACGUGGGCGACAAGUUGCUCCUCAAGUUUAAGCAUGUCCGAGAUGCCUUUAAGCCACUGAACUUGCAGAGGCUGGGGAAGAUCACGCGCGAGGAGAUGCACAACUUCUUCCGGGGAUUUGGCCACCCUGAGGAGGUGGCGGACAGAAUAUUCGACCUUCUGGACCAGGAAGGGAAGGGGGAGAUCGAGUACUCUGUGUUCAUGUCCCACUUCGAGUCCGUGCUCGGGCGGGACUUCCGGAAUUUCUCAGAGCAGCCCCCGAUCUAUUUGGAGGAUCCCAUCAAGUGUAAGGAGGUCAACGAAACCGCGGACAGCCUGAAGCUGCCGCCUAAGAGAAGCUUCACCACACGUCUUAAAGAAGCGGUGUGCAGAAUGUGUGUGUGUGUAACAUAUCUAUAUGAAUAUAUAUAUAUACAUACAUAUACAUACACAUACACAUACACAUACACAUACACAUAUACAUGCACAUGCACAUGCACAUGCACAUGCACAUGCACAUGCACAUGCACAUGCACAUGCACAUGCACAUGCACAUGUACAUGUAUAUGUAUAUGUAUAUGUAUAUGUAUAUGUGUAUGUAUGUACGUACGUAUGUAUGUAUGUACACAUAUGUAA